AUGACAAAAGGAAUAGAAGUUGAUAAGGCUAAAAUUGAUCUUAUAGCAGGAUUAUCCACUCUCACCACUGUUAAAGAUUAUUGCAGAAAAGCAUUUGAGUUUCUCAAAGAACAAUUGACUAAUGCUCCAAUUGUUGUCUCUCCUGAUUGGAGCCAGCCAUUUGAAAUAAUGUGUGAUGCAAGUGAUAUAGCAGAGGAUGACAUAAUCAGGAGAUGUGUACCUGAAACAGAAAUGAAAAAUAUUUUAAGUUAUUGCCAUGAUGGAGCUGUAGGAGGACAUUACGGAGGAAGAAGGACGGCAGCUAAAGCACUUGAAAUUGGUUUUUUCUGGCCUACUUUGUUCAAAGAUGCAAAAAUUUGUGUUGCCUCUUGUGACAAAUGUCAAAGAACCGGUAACAUUUCAAAAAGGUAUGAGAUGCAUCUUAACUCUAUUGUUGUGUGUGAAUUAUUUGAUGUUUGGGGCAUUGACUUCAUGGGUCCUUGUCCUCCUUCAAAUGGUUACGAAUAUAUUUUGGUAGCUGUUGAUUACGUCUCAAAAUGUGUAGAAGCAAUUGCUACUAAAAAAAAUAAUGCUCGAGUUGUUUGCGAUUUUCUCAAGAAAAAUAUCUUUUCUAGCUUUAGAACUCCACGAAUUAUAAUAAGUGAUCAAGGAACUCAUUUUAUAAAUAGACAAUUUGCUAGUUUAUUGUCAAGAUAUGGAGUUACUCAUAAAACAGGAACUCCAUAUCAUGCUUAA
Messenger RNA from Nicotiana attenuata, 735 nucleotides. RefSeq lists its product as uncharacterized. The transcript has 3 exons. NCBI's taxonomy places the organism in Eukaryota, Viridiplantae, Streptophyta, Magnoliopsida, Solanales, Solanaceae. Gene Ontology annotation, biological process: DNA integration. Gene Ontology annotation, molecular function: nucleic acid binding. The record is from RefSeq and is a predicted model, not a curated record. The coding region runs from base 1 to 735 and encodes 244 amino acids.